Haplochromis burtoni (Burton's mouthbrooder) is the source of this 4943-nucleotide messenger RNA. Its product is annotated as interphotoreceptor matrix proteoglycan 1. The transcript has 12 exons. Bases 933 to 3110 code for a protein of 725 amino acids. The record is from RefSeq and is a predicted model, not a curated record. NCBI's taxonomy places the organism in Eukaryota, Metazoa, Chordata, Actinopteri, Cichliformes, Cichlidae. Gene Ontology annotation, biological process: visual perception.
CUACUCACUUCAGUGCAGUCAUCACAUGUCAAGGAUGCUGCUUAUUUCAUAGCUGUUAGUGUCGCAGCAUCAUGGGAUUGGACGCAAGAAGAACUAGUCACAGAUAGCAACCAAAGAACAAAAGCACACCAUAGGAAAGUGCUCUCAAGUAAAUUACCGAACUGGUAAUGGGAAGGAAGGUCAGUAAUGUUCUUCUUCAGGACCUAGAGGAAAGAGUCUUAGAGGCUCAACAUGCCUGUGCAGCGAAAAAAACAACAAAGCACAUUGUUUGUCUGGUAGCUUGGUGUGUAGGACAGAAACAAACUGCUGACCUCUCUUGACAUCUAUAGGACGAAGAAGAGUUGGGCAGCUUUACAGUUGCACAUAGAGGCAGACAAAAACACAAAGAGGCUGGUCGUGAGUGAUCAAGCCCUAGCAAUUGCGGGCAGUAGUUAUCUGGUCUCAGCUGGUUGGCAGAUCCCCACUUUUGUUCAGCUGACAGACGAGGGUCCAGAAGGUGACUAACAGGAUGAGGCCAGGGAGCCACGUGGCCCCCUCGAGGAUUACAAGCAGCAAGAAGAAGGUAAAGAGAUUACGCUCAAAGCAGAGCCUGCUUUUUUAACCUUGUAACUGUUGUUACACUGACAGCAUGGAAGGAAACUCCUGAGCCAAAAUAUCAUCUAUUCCCAGAUUCUCUUCCUUUGCCUCUCCUUCCUCCCUUGCUCCCACUGCUCGUCCAUUCAUGCAAUCACCUCUGCAGUGUACUGGGAUCCCACAGCAUCCAGGAACUAACGAUUGCAGAAGCUGAGUUUUGGUGCCUGCCAAGAACUCCUAUGCACUGAUGAGGAGACUUUUAUACAUUCUGCUAAAGAACUCGAAAUAAGGAGAUUCUGGAUUUUAUUGCUUUUUGCCACAGUCACUUUACAAAUGAUAACUUUACACUUUAGCCCAUCAUGCUUUUGAAGUCGGGACUAUUCUUAACUUUGUGUCUAUUUACCCUCCAAGCAAGUCAAAUCAAAGACCUUCACGACCACAGCUUUUCUGGACUCAGGGAUGUAAAGUACCGACACUUUCUGGAAGCUUCCAGGCCAAUCCCACAUGCAACCAAUGUCAGAGCAGAGCAGGGUGGACAUCGGGGAAAGAGGUCAACGAUCUUCACUACGGGUGUCAAAGUGUGUCCCCAGGAGAGUGUGAAAGCAGUCAUCGGCAGCCACCAGGCCUAUUACAAACUCAGAGUUUGUCAGGAAGCAAUUUGGGAAGCUUUUCGGAUCUUCUUGGACAGAGUGCCAAACUCAGAAGAGUACAGGGCCUGGGUUUACACCUGCCAGCAUGAAAACCUCUGCAUGGACGACUUGGCUCACAAUUUCAGCAGCUCUCAGGAGCACCUGGACAUGGUCGCCAGAAGAGUAGCUGAGGAAAAUGAAGGAAUUGAAUCUGGGACUGCAGAGCCAGGAAGUGAAUGCACCUGGACUCCGCCUGUGAUUCUCCUUCCAACUGAGGCUGAUGUGGUAAAAGAGAUAAACCCCAGCAUGAUGAAAGAAAACUAUGAAGAGUAUAUUGUUGAGUUCAGGAUCACCAUCGUGGAUCCGACAUACAGCGAACUGCUCAGUAACCCCGAGACUGCACAGUACAAUGACAUCGCCCGAGACCUCAAACAAAGGAUGCUUCAUGUGUUUGAAAAAGUUCCAGGAUUCAAAGAGAUACGUGUUCUGGGAUUUCGACUGGAGGAUGUGUCUGUACGGUAUGCUGUGGUCUUUAAUGGAGAAACAGAGCUGAAUGAGGAACCUGAGGGUUAUGUCACAAACACAGGGGAAGACGUAAAUGCUCCUAAACUAAAGCACAUCAUUGUAAAAGCGUUAAAGCAGGAGACAUCACUACCACUGGACAUACAGACACUAAGCUUUGAGGCUGUAACCACAGUUUAUCCAGUUGCUGAGCUCAACUUGAAUCCUGUUGAGACUGUAAUAUCCGAGGAUGACACCACAGAGGCACCAACAGAGGACAACGCUCUCACCCAAAGUUUCUUCCCCACCUUGGGAGUGAUUGAAACCGCAUUCGAAGCUUCUACUGUCAAACCAGAAACACACACGUUUGUGCCUUUCAUCCCCAACAUCCUCCCAGAAGUCACUUCUGCCUUCACAGUGGAGAAUCCUUUAUCGGCAGCUGUAGAAGAGGAGUCCACAAACGAUGCUGCAGAGGAGGCCGUUACACAAGGAGCAAAAGUGGAGACUCUCACAGAGCAGGUGGAGGAAGCGGAGACAGAGGUGGAGGAAAUACCAUCAGCUGAACAUGAAGAAGGAGGUGAGGGUGAAUCAGAGGAGGAGGUAACAAAAGAACCCAGGCAAGCUGAUGGGGGGAAUGAGCAUCCAGAUCAAAAGGAUGAGGACCUUUCUGUAACAACUCCAAACCUCCAGCCUAAGGAAGUUAUGACUGAUGCUGAGGUUUUGACUGACCUAUCACUGCCUACUUACCCUAUCCCAAUUUUGGAGAUGUCUAUCACAGAAACAGCAGCACCAGUUUCCACACCAUCACCACUUGAGGGCAAAGUCCAAGGCAUUGAACCAGAAACAGAUGUGAAGUCUUUGCCAUCCCCUGUGGACAGCAGCAAAGCCCCUGAGGAUGCCAAUGAGUCAAGUGGAGGGCACAGUGGAGUAGCCCCGGUCUCAGUGGACCUUAUUGCUGAGAGUUCAAACAGUCAAAAGAAAGGAGGACAGAGUCAGAAUGGUACAGAGUUGGUGUCCAAGCCCCAUGAAGUGGAAAGUGGUAGUGGAGUCGCCUCAGAGUCUGAAGAACGCCCAUAUGAGUCCACUGCUGCCCCAAUCAUUAGACAAGCCAGCACACCUCUGAUGACAGCAGUGGAUAAGAGCAAAGAGUUAGUGGUUUUCUUUAGCUUGAGGGUCACUAACAUGAUGUUUUCUGAUGACCUGUUCAACAAGAGCUCUCCUGAGUAUAAGACACUGGAGAAUACGUUUCUUGAACUGACACAACACUCUGGGUCCAGAAAUUCGCCAAACCCUGGAGCUUCCAGUAAAUCUGGGCCUAGGAGACAGACGACUUUAGCCUCCAUACCGGUAUUUUUUUCCAUAUUGGAACUGCAAUAUAAUUCUAAUGCCUCAGAGAAAGUUAACUAACCUUUUCCAAAUGCAGUAACUAAAAAAUCACGACAUCUCUUAACAUUUCUAACAGUUCUCAGUUAUUCAGCUUUAAACUUAAGCUUUACUUUCAACCUUGUAGUAAAUUAUAGACUCUCCUGCUAGCCUGCUACAAUGCAUAGUUUUUAUCUGUAAGUCUGAUUCUGUUUAGGGGGUUUGACUUUGUGUGUUUCGCCUUAAUGUUUGACUGCAGUUUUGCUUUUACAGCAAGAUGUACUAUGAAGCAAAUUUGUUUUACUAGUGCUUUGCUUAAUGAAUCAUCAAAUCCCAAAUUUUAAAUGUAGAAUAUGUAAAAUUCAAAACCAGGCAUGAGAAAUUUUGUGCCACCAUGCAGACGGCUCAACAGGUUUUCUCUAAGUUGAGAAUUGAUACCAGUCAUGGGGCAUAUCAUGUUAAAAAGAAAUAACCUUCUCAUGUCUAGGUUAUGUGUUCAGCAUAGUUGACCAUGGUGAUGUUGCCAAGCUAAAAGAGAGUCACCAUUGUGACACAAAAAACUCCUGUUGCAUGGCCUCAGCUUACUUAUCUUACCUAUUAAUCUUGCUUCCUGGUACAACUCUGAAGUCUAGACUCUCUUUGACUCGUUGUCAGCAUACUCCUGGUUUCUGCAAACAGAGGGGUGGCCAUGGGUUUCUCAAAAGUUUCUCUAUAAAAAACAGUAAUGAUUUUCUUUAUUGCUCAAUCUGUGUCAGGUUAGCUUAGCACAACAUAUCCCAUUUGCCACUUGAGGUCACUGACCCCAACCAAGUAACAGAGCAUCACAUCACCGCUCAUAAAAUCAGUCUAGCUAGCUGUUUCCCCACAUUUCAGCUCUUAAAAGUUGCCUGCAAACUUUAAGGAUCCUACAUUUUUGUGCUAAGUUAGCUAAAUCAGAGAGAGUCAUAUAAAUCUGUGCACCUAUUUCUUUAAAGUACAACACUGAAAGCAAAACAUCUAUGUAGUUAUCCGUGCUUACAAGCUUUGUGGAAAGUACUGCAAAUGUGCUACUAGCUGACAUUGCUUUGUUAUUAUUUGUGAGCCUGUGAGUUUAAAUUUACGUGUAAAGUGUAUACUUCUUCAGGUUUUAUCUUUUAAACUGGGAAAUGCAGUAUGCAGUGAAAGUGUCCUGCAGUUAGCUAUUCACCGCAAUCUCUGACAUUUACUUUUGCAUUGUCAUUUAUUUAUUGGUAUGUGUGAUUUUUGCUUGUUUGGGGCCUUAAAGAUUAACCCAGAGAGUGGCGGAGUAAAUAGUAAAUAAGUGGGCCAAGAAAAUAUAGUACAGAUGUCACAUAGCUUUGUGAAUUUUAUAUAUGUUAGAAAGCAACCUAGCUCAGGGCAGUGUGAGUCAUGGGACCUUGGUCUGCCUUAGUCAUUGGUUGUGACCCGAGGUAAGAAGCUUUAAUUCUAGUCAGUUCCAGCACCACACACAUUAUGCUAUUAGUGGUUUCCAUCUGCUUAGUGUGAUGGCAGUAAAGUUUAUAUGGACAUCUGCAUGCAUUUUGCAUCAUUUAUUCUGAAUGGGUACCUGUCAAAAUAGGCACACUGUAUAUAUGUACUACUAUUGGCCAAGAGAAAAUGAAAUAAAGCCAAUCACAAGCUGGACAAUGUUAUGUUAUUUUAUUUGGAUAUUUGAGUGUAUGACCUGCAUAUAUUUUAUUUCCCCCCCAAAAAAGAAGUGUACAUUAGCUGCUGGCAUGUAUGUACAUGAGGACGAUGUCUCUUUAAACCUGCAUUUGCCACAAGCAUCAAAGAAAGAGGCAUCACUUGACAUCUCUGUUUAGUUUUGAUGCUUGCCCCUAGGUAUUUUUAGGCCCACUCAGAAGAGCCCUGCAUUCU